AUGACCAUCCAAAUCACCGAGGGUUCUCCAGUCCACGACAGCGGUGCUUACUACCACGCCGGCCGCGGCGGUGCAGGCAACUACCGCCGUCUUACCAGCAGCUUCUUUAGCUCCACUCCCCCAGCAACUACUAUCCCCACUACUACACCUGCCACUACCACUCACACCCAAGUUUUCUUUGGAGGCCGCGGUGGUGCCGGAAACAUCAAGCCCAAGACCGAGCGAGCAAUGUUUUCCUUUGACGAAGAGCUUGAGCGUGAUCGAUUGUUCCACCAGCACCACGCCCCAGUCUACUCCAUUGGCCGUGGAGGUGCCGGAAACGUCGUUCCUGCCCACAGUAACACUGUUUCAACUGAGCCAGACUCACCACGAAGCUCAACUAGCUCCACCUGCUCAAUCAGAUCAGCUCCCCGCUUCUCAACCUCAAGCAUAAGGUCAGGAGCCGACAAGGUGUGGGACACUUUGACUCGCGUCAACUCUAGAUCAUAG
Messenger RNA from Morchella sextelata, 489 nucleotides. RefSeq lists its product as uncharacterized. Lineage: Eukaryota; Fungi; Ascomycota; Pezizomycetes; Pezizales; Morchellaceae. The record is from RefSeq and is a predicted model, not a curated record. The transcript has a single exon. Bases 1 to 489 code for a protein of 162 amino acids.